Messenger RNA from Aspergillus ochraceoroseus IBT 24754, 1369 nucleotides. Its product is annotated as FTR1 family protein. Gene Ontology annotation, molecular function: ferrous iron transmembrane transporter activity. The record is from RefSeq and is a predicted model, not a curated record. Gene Ontology annotation, cellular component: plasma membrane; high-affinity iron permease complex. The coding region runs from base 1 to 1101 and encodes 366 amino acids. Gene Ontology annotation, biological process: iron ion transmembrane transport. The transcript has 4 exons. NCBI's taxonomy places the organism in Eukaryota, Fungi, Ascomycota, Eurotiomycetes, Eurotiales, Aspergillaceae.
AUGGCGAAGGAUGUGUUUGCGGUGCCCAUAUUCUUCAUUUGCUUUCGUGAAUGUGUCGAGACUAGUAUCAUCGUUUCAGUACUGCUCGCUUUCUUGAAACAGACUCUGGGAUCAGAAGAUGAUGCCCCUACACGGAAGAAGUUGGUAAGACAGGUCUGGUGGGGAGUCGGCCUUGGACUCGUCAUCUGUAUCUGCAUUGGAGGCGGAAUGAUCGGUGCAUUUUAUGGCUACGGAAGAGACAGCUUCUCUAAGACAGAAGACCUGUGGGAGGGCGUUUUCGCUUUAAUUGCCAGUGUGAUUAUCACGAUAAUGGGUGCAGCAUUGCUUCGCAUAAAUAAGAUGCAGGAGAAGUGGCGUGGGAAGCUGGUUCGCGUUCUCGAGAAAAGAGAUAACCGGGGCCCGGCUACAAACCCCUUGAAGCGGUGGUCCCAGAAGUAUGCCAUGUUCAUGUUGCCAUUCAUCACGGUCCUUCGUGAAGGGCUGGAGGCUGUUGUGUUUAUCGGUGGUGUCAGUCUUAGUUUUCCGGCGUAUGCCUUCCCGUUACCCGUCGUGACAGGUAUUUUAGCUGGUAUAGCUGUGGGAUAUUUAAUUUAUCGUGGCGGAAAUCAAGCCUCGCUCCAGCUCUUCCUCGUCAUAUCAACAUGUCUACUGUAUCUUGUAGCUGCUGGACUCUGUUCUCGCGGUGUCUGGAGCCUGGAGAACAACACAUGGAAUCAUCUUGUUGGCGGCGAUGCCUCUGAAACCGGUUCUGGACCUGGAUCAUAUGAUAUCCGGCAAAGUGUGUGGCAUGUGAAUUGCUGCAAUCCCCUUAUAAAUGGGGGAGGUGGAUGGGGUAUCUUCAAUGCUGUUCUAGGCUGGACAAACUCGGCCACCUAUGGGUCUGUUAUCUCAUAUAAUCUCUAUUGGGUCAUUGUUAUAUUUUGGUUUGUGACAAUGCGCUAUAAGGAACAACACGGUUAUAUCCCAUUUGUCUCCAAGCUGAUGAGGAGGAGGAAGAAGCCCGAAGAAAGUGCCGAAUGCACAGGUAGCUCAAGCAAUGUCAGCAAUAUCAAAGCUGCAGAAGCAGACACCAAUGCCAGACUCCGGCCCACUGAUGUAUGACGAUAAUACCGAAAUAGCUCGUUUUGCGAUAGAAUUCGAAUUUCUUGUGACUUGAAUGCAUUCAGUGAUGGCCAGAACCUAGUAAUCUCCAAUGUAUCCAGGUAAUCAACCUUGUAAGACAGUUCCAUUCUCCAAUCUCCAUCUUGAGUUGCGAUGUUGCUCGAACAUGGUAUAUCUCCAACACGGGCGUUUUGACCCUUCAUACUCGAGGGCUUAAUGGGAUGAUAAAUCGAAUUUCAGCAUCAACUCAUCCUUGCAGAAGGCGCCC